Aureobasidium melanogenum CBS 110374 is the source of this 507-nucleotide messenger RNA. RefSeq lists its product as uncharacterized. Bases 1 to 507 code for a protein of 168 amino acids. The record is from RefSeq and is a predicted model, not a curated record. The transcript has 2 exons. NCBI's taxonomy places the organism in Eukaryota, Fungi, Ascomycota, Dothideomycetes, Dothideales, Saccotheciaceae.
AUGGCAUCCUCAACACUAAACCACGUCAUCGACCACACCACCCUACCACGCCUUCAAAGUCUAGUAAAAAAGCUAUGCGACGCGUCUCCCUCAGCACGAGCUCUAGUCGAGCAAGAGCUUCUAGACUCCUCCUCCACAAAUAUCAUCGAUCUUACAGUCGACUAUGAAGCACCAACAACUCAAACAGACACUGCAAGUGUCAAGAGACAACGCUAUGUCAUGUGCAAACACUGCAAGGAGGAAUUCGACGUCACUGAUAAUGGAGAAGAAGAUUGUCAAUACCAUGAUGAAAACCUAGAAAUUUAUUGGGAAGGCGAUUUCUGGGCCGAUCACGACGAAGAUUGUCAUGGCACGAUUGAUCUUGAUCUUGCCGAAGAGUUUCCUGAAGGCUUUGUAUGGACGUGCUGCAUGGAAAAUGGUGAACAUGAAGGGUGUAAGAUUGGUCCACAUGAGGUCGAUGAGAGGUAUAAACCAGAAGAAGUCAAGAGGAAGAGGAUAUGGGAAUGA